CUGCAAAAAUAACACACUGACGGAUGUUUUCUGCUGCUGACAGGACAGACAGACUCUCGCUCGGGGAAACUCAAGGUUAACUCUGUUCAACACACUGGGGGAAAAACACAGAGAAGCAGGAAAACUGGAGUUUAAGUGCACUAAACAAUCACAUCUGAUCUACACUUUGAGGAGAACAACAUUUACACCGAAGACAAAGAAACAUGCAGGAGAACAGCAUGGAUCAGCCAACAUCAUUAUCACAGCUCUUACGGGAGAGUUAUUUAGCCGAAUCCCGAGCUCAUCACAGACAUGGAGAAUCCACAGAUCCGCCUCGCCGUCUAGUCUACGGCACGCUCAAAGAAAAAAACCAAGAAUCCUGUACUAAACUGGAAGCACCAAUCCCAGACCUCUCAGCUUUCCUGAACCAAGAAGAGCUGGAUAAAAGCGUAGAUCUGGCCUGCAAAGCUAUCAGCGACGACCCACAAGAACGAGACCAGAAAUCUGCUAGAGCUGAAAUUGAAAGUACACCAAAAAAAGUUCAAGAAAACCCCCUCAGGACUAAUGUGGCGGAUUUUAAACGAGCUCAGAGGACGGCUCCGUACGGCAUGGAGACCCAAUCCAAGAAAGAGUUCCUGAAUAAAGCUGCAGACUUCAUCGAAGAGCUUUCCUCACUUUUUAAAGCCAACAGUUCAAAGAGAAUCCGUCCUCGCUCUUGUAAAGCACACAGAAGUCGAUACCAGAACAAACCUCAGCCGGACGGAGCUUCGUUCUCCAUUAAUGCUGAAGAUCGGGAAAGGCCUGUAAUCCCGCCGAUAGAGGAACCAAUGGAGGACACUCGGGAACCGGAAGCAACCGCUGCUGAAACUGUGUGUGAAUCGAUGGAUAUGGUGCAGAAUGAGAGUUUGGAGGAGUCGGAGUGUGAACCGCCACAGUUUAUACAGAAGCUAAAGAGCAGAGAAGUGGCUGAGGGCAGUAAAGUUCAGCUGGACUGUAUCGUCAGAGGAAAACCUGCUCCUGAAGUGCGGUGGUUUUGUGAGGGUAAGGAGUUGGAAAACAGUCCUGAUAUUCAGAUCAUCACUAAUGGCGAGCGACACUCUCUGAUUAUAGCAGAAGCAUUUGAAGAAGACACCGGCAGAUACUCCUGCUUUGCCUCCAACUUUUAUGGCACAGACUCCACCUCGGCGGAAAUCUACAUUGAGGGAGCAUCUUCAUCAGAUUCAGACGGAGAACAACAUUUUCCAGCACAACUUAAUAAAAGAUCUCAGCCCAAACCUGCUGUGGUCUCGGUAGAAAGCAGCUCAUCCCUUGAAGACACUACAUCAACAUCAACAGUAACAAUUACCUGUGCUGAAGCUCCAGCACCUGAAGCAGUGCCAUUGACUAAACUAAUCCCGGACCAGACACUAGAACCAGAAGAAACAGAACCGCAGAGCUUCGAGAUUUUCAGUUCUGCAACACCUGUAGAAGAGACAACAGUAUCUGUUCUAGAACCUGUAAUAGAACCAACAAUAUUUGUUGUAGAACCUGCAAUAGACACAACGAUAUCUGUUCUAGAGCCUGCAAUAGAACCAACAAUAUCUGUUCUAGAACUUGCAAUAGAACCAACAUUAUCUGUUCCAGAGCCCGCAAUAGAACCAACAAUAACUGUUCUAGAACCAACUAUAUCUGUUCUAGAGCCUAUAAUAGAACCAACAAUAACUGUUCUAGAACCAACAAUAUCUGUUCUAGAACCUACUAUAUCUGUUCUAGAGCCGGUAAUAGAACCAGCCAUACAUGUACUAGAACCACCAACACCAAUAUUGGAGGUGGAGGCCAAUCCUCCUCCAUCGAGCCAGAGUAUCCCUGAUAUACUGUUAACAUCUCAACAGAGCAUUUCUGAGAGUUUGAAUGGGAGCAGUAGUUAUGUCCAAAGCUUUGAUGUAAGGCCCAUGAUGGCAGCUCCGGUUUUUACAAAGAAUCUCCAGGAUGUCCUGGCUCUGGAGAGUCAGUUAGUAGUUCUGGAGUGCAGAGUAAAAGGCGUCCCGUCGCCCAAAGUGGAUUGGUACAGGGAGGGAAUGCUAAUUGAUGAUUCUCCAGACUUCAGGAUUCUUCAGAAGAAACCAAGAUCUAUGGCUGAGUCUGAGGAGAUAUGCACUUUGGUUAUUGCUGAAGUCUUUCCAGAAGAUUCUGGUACAUUUACUUGCACUGCCAGCAAUAAAUAUGGGACGAUUUCCAGUACGGCAAAACUGAGUGUAAAAGGACACAAUAAUACCAUUAAUGCCAAGAAAACAAGUAUGUUAACAGUGGAGUCCUCCCUCCCAAAGGUUCCAACAACAGAUCUAAUAUCAACAACAUUGAUGCGCAAGCCAGAUCUUCCCCUGGUAAACAACAAACUUCACUCCAGUAUGAUUUGUCUUGACCCUUUGAACUCUGGAUUUAAGCAGUCAUACCCUCUGGAUGGUGGAACAAUUCGUUCAGACUCCCUAAGUACUAGUACUCUUCGCCAUGACCUCACCACUAGUCUACCUAGUCUAAACCCUCUCAGCAUUGGAAAAUAUAGCUCAGACACUCUCAGGAGUAGAUUACCUCAGACAGACGCACUCAGCUUCAGUGCUUUUUCACCAAACUUAGACUUAACCCAUAAACCCCUCAGCUCUAGCACCACACACUUUGAUUCAGGAGGGUCUGUUUUUAGCUCUUCAACAGAUGUGACCCAAAGUCCACCCAAUGGAUCAGCCUCCAGUAUCACUCUGAGCACCGAUACCUGGGUUGAUCCAUCACCAAAUGCUUCAAAAUCUAUCCUGAGCCCUUGUAUUACUGGUCCCCCACUGUUAAACUCCAAUAACCUUCAAGAGCGUCCACCUAUUAAACCCCUACCGGAUCCCCCCACUUCUUGCCUCAAAACACGACCCGAGGGUGUGCUAGGAAAUCACAAUGAAUCCCGCUCUAGUUCUCGAGUGGGUCUCCGCGUAACAUUUAAACUCCCAGAGGAUGAAGAAGAGGAAGAGAAAGGCUUGUCAUCCAAAGGACCACCACCGGUGUUGGCUAAGCCUAAAUUAGACCCAUCACAGCUUCAGAUCCUCCACAAUCAGGUGCUGUUGGAACAGUGGCAAGACAACGUCUCCCCAAGCCAAGAGUCACAACAUUUAGACAAGACUAGUUGUGAGCCCCUUCAUUUUACACCAACUCAGGCCUCUGUAAAUCCAUUUCCAUCAGCAUUUCGACCAACUCCAAAUUUAAUGGACUCUGGUCCAUUUCCACAGUUGAUCCCUGCAUCCAUCCCUCCACCGCCUGCAGGACCUGCUCCCAUAUUAAAAGCCACACCUGCAUCCCAAUUGAGUAUCUCAUUACCUAAUUCCAUGCCCUUGCCCCAACUUACUCCAUCGACAACUUUAAACAACCUGCCUCCAUCACCUCAACAAAAUAUGGUUCCUACUACUUUUAUGAAAACUGAUGCACCAAUUAUAGUUCCUUCUACUUCAAUACCCCAAUCAAUUGUGGUGCACAAUGCUGUGCCUAUCUCACCCAUUGUGGCUCCAAUGCCAAGUGUGAUAUCAACAACCACAGUAACUCAACCUGCAGGAGCUCCCAACAUUCCUCAAUCAAAUGUAGGACCUUCUAUUCAUUUUCCCCAACAUAUCAUGGUACCAUCCACCCAGCCAAACCUCAACCACUUGGCCAAUGUGCCACCCAUCUCCUCUUCCACUCAUAUAUCACAAAUAAACAUGAAUCCAAGCUUGCAGAUGAGUGUUCCCAAAAUGCAGACAUUGACAACACCUGAUGUAGCAUUGGUAAACAACACUUCACCAAAGUUAAACAGCACCUCAGUUACGUAUCCCAGCAUGACUCCACAUUCUCCAAGUGUGGUUUAUCCAUCUCUGAGUAACAUAACCUCACCACCAAUGGGAAGAAACAGACCUGCACCCAGCCCAAUGUCUCCACCUCCAUUGACUGACACCCAAAUUCCACUUCCAGGGAUUAUCCCAAUCUCCACCCAGAGCUUCAGCUACACCAGGCCAAAGGAGUUCAUUGCAGCCCAGGCACUCUCUCCAAUCAGGGGUCCUUCUCCAACCGAGUCUCCUGUUCCAAUGCUCCACGAAUUAGCCGCACAAAUAUUCCCAAAAUCAACUCGAGAGCUCACAUCACCCAUCAACCAGUUACCGCCAUUCCCAAGAAAGUUCCCAACAAGAGUUCUGGAGUGUCCGAGCAGCCCACCAUAUGUGUCAUCACCACCUCUAAACCCUCCUGGAUUGAUGAAUUCAGUGUUUUCUUUUAGAACUCAAUCACCACCUCAAGCUUCUUCACCAACGUCUAGCAGUUCCUCUCCAAGCCCCAUCCAAAAUCCAGUGGCUUUCCUGAGUUCUGUUCUUCCCUCAUUGCCAACAUCUCCUCCAACCAAUGCCAUGGGGCUGCCUAUGAGAGCGCCACCUGGGCCUCAAAGUGCCCUGAAGAGGAGUCAGAGAGGCUCCAGGCUCAUCUCCGAUGAUGAAAUCCGUGAUAGCAAGGAGCUGCUUUUACAAGAUAUUGAGAGGAAGUUGCAAUUCAGAGACGAACCUCUUCGUUUUGGACAACAGAAGCCGAUGUGUUUUGUGGGGGAAAUGAGGCAUCCGCUUGGACCAAACAUUCCCACCGCAACGGUCAUUAACUAUGACGAGGAGUACAAGGUGUCGAGUUUUGAGCAGAGGCUGAUGAGUGAGAUUGAGUUUCGUUUGGAGAGAACUCCGGUAGAGGAGUCGGAUGAUGAAGUUCAACAUGAUGAAAUUCCCACCGGGAAAUGCAUCGCGCCCAUUUUUGACAAGAAACUCAAGCACUUCAGGGCUGUGGAAGGGAUUCCCGUCACAUUCACAUGUAAAGUUGUGGGAAUUCCUAUUCCUAAAGUCUACUGGUUUAAGGAUGGAAAGCAGAUUUUGAAGAAGAACGAGCACUACAGGAAAAUCAGAGAGGGUGAUGGGACCUGCUCUUUACACAUAGACACCGUCACAAAUGAUGAUGACGGCAAUUACACAGUCAUGGCAGCAAAUCCACAGGGUCGAAUAAGCUGCUCUGGCCAUCUGAUUGUGCAGACAGGACCUGUGCGAAACCGACCUGUGGUUCACUCUCAGAGGGUGCGAGCGCGUGUACAGGAAGUGGAGGGAGAGCCGACUCAAGAGCGUUUCUUCCGUCCGCACUUCCUGCAGGCUCCAGGAGACAUGUUGGCUCAUGAGGGACGCCUCUGUAGGCUGGACUGCAAGGUGAGUGGACUGCCUCAUCCGGAGAUCAUGUGGCUUCUGAACGGCAAGCCUAUUUAUCCAGACGUAACUCACCGGAUGCUGGUGCGAGAAAACGGGAUCCAUUCUCUGGUGAUUGACCCUCUGACGCAAGCGGAUGAUGGGACGUACACAUGCAUCGCCUCUAAUAAAGCCGGACAGAGCUCAUUCUGCCUCCAGCUCAAAGUCGUGGAGAAGGAGAUGAAGGCGGCUCCUCGUUUUGUGGAGAAGCUGCAGAACACUGGGAUUGCGGAGGGCGCUGCGGUGCGGCUGGAGUGCAGAGUUGCAGGGAUGCCACAACCCGUCAUUUACUGGAAAAAAGACAACGACACUAUCCCACACUCCAGAGACCGAGUCAGCAUGCAUCAGGACACCACGGGUUACGUUUGUCUGCUGAUUCAGCCAACCAGGAAGGAAGAUGCAGGCUGGUACACGGUUUCAGCCAAGAAUGAGGCUGGAAUCAUAUCCUGCACAGCCAGACUAGAUAUCUAUGCUCAGUGGCAUCAGCACGUUCAUCCACCAAUGAAGAAGAGCAGCCUGACCGGCAGCCGCUACGCCGCUCUGACAGGUCAAGGGCUGGAUAUAAAGUCAGCUUUCCCUAUGAGUGAAAACGGCCCACAUGUGCUCUUCAGAGAGCGGGAGAGCGACGAGCUGUAGACCAGCAGCCUUUCAGGACAUUGUGUUCAGACAUCUACACUGUAAAUAUAUCCCUAAAUUAGCAGUUUUCUGUAUUUUAUGAGUUGUUUCCUUGUUUAUUUCUGCUUUUGCAUUGCAUUAUGGGCUCUUGAUCUUCCUUUUUAACAACUUUUAACCUUAAAAAGUGUGAAAAAGUGACUAUUAUUGACAUUAUUAGUAGUUUGCAGUGCUGUAUUGUCUGGUUUGGUGUUGUAUAUUACACUACAAACACCUUGUAAUAAACUGUAGCACAUUUUCUACUAUUUUACAGACUUAUUUCAAUAGAUAUUAUUUCUUAUAUGAUUUCAAAUGACUAAAAUGUCAAUAAAAGUCACUGUGUUAAACUGUAGAGUUGGAUUUUCAACAUCAGAAGUGGACAGAGCAGAGAUCAGCAUCCCAUAAUGCAAUACACAGCCGCAAAACACACACUUAAAACAGAAACUGUUCAUUAACAGGUAUUUUUUACAGUGUACAGGCUCUCAGUUUCUGUCAUGAGCAGCUGAACAUGACUGUUUAUUUGCACACCAUUUUUUAUCAUGGUAUAUUUUGUGCCGCUCGAGCCAAUAUGGAGUUUGUUCUGGUUCACUUGUUGUCAUUUUCUGACUGUGUUUAUAUAUUAAUCUCCUCUUUUUAUUAGACUGUGUGCCUGAUGCAUCGCCCACUGUGAACUACAGCAGGUUUUAUUGAACACACACAUGCACACACAUACAAAUUAAAUACAGUUAAAUGCAAAUUAUUUGCCCUCCUGUGAAGUUUUAAUUCUUCUUCAAAUAUUUCCUAUGUGGUGGUAUAACAAUAGUUUUAAUAAAUAAUUUCUAGUAACUGAUUUCUUUUAUCUUUGCCAUAAUGACAGCACAUAAUAUUAGAAUUAAGACACUAGUGUUUAGCUUAAAGUUACAUUUAAACUAGGUUAAUUAGGGUAAAGUUAGGGUAAUUAGGCAAGUCAUUGUAUAACAGUGGUUUGUUCUGGAGACAAUCAACUCUAAUAAUAUUGAUGACAGCCGACUAUAUAUAGGUCUAUACAUGUAUAGACUUUGGUGGCACGGUGGCACGGUGGCUCAGUGGUUAGCACUGUUGCCUCACAGCAAGAAGGUCGCUGGUUUGAGUCCCGUCCAGUUGUCAUUUCUGUGUGGAGUUUGCAUGUUCUCCUCAUGUUGGCGUGGGUUUCCUCUGGGUGCUCCGGUGUCCUUUAAAGUCCACACACAUGCGCUAUAGGAGAAUUGAUGAACUAAACUGGCCGUAGUGUAUGAGUGUGUGUGUGAAUGAGUGUGUAUAGGUGUUUUCCAGCACUGGGUUGGGACUGGAAGGGCAUCCACUGCGUAAAACGUAUAUUGGAUUAGUUGGCGGUUCAUUCCGCUGUGGCAACCUCUGAUAAAUUAAGGGACUAAGCCGAAGGAAAAUGAAUGAAUGAAUGAAUGAAUGUAUAGACUUUCUCCAGAAGAAAAAUAUAAUAGGAAAUACUGUUAAAAAAUAUCCUUGCUCUGUUAAACAUCACUUGGGAAAUAUUUCACAGGGGGGCUAAUACCUUCAUCUUUAACUGUGUUCCUUUCAGUGAGAUUUGAAGAUUGAUUUGAAACAAGAGCUGUUUCCGAAGUUGCCCCCUACACCCUUAAAUUGAGUUCACAUCAUAAUGUCCAGUUUGGUUUCUGAAAUGAAGUGCACUCAAUCAAUCCCACAGUGCAUGGCAAUAAUGAGUGUACGACCCAUAUACACUCAAAAACAGAACAGGGUAAAUUCUAAAAGGGAUACAGCUGUGGAUACUCACGUCAAUAAUUAAUAAUUCAUAUUACUUGGAGUGUUGGGGUGGGGAUAGGCGUUAAUAAAAUACAAUUUAAUGUGUCAUUUAAUACAUAAUGUGAAUA
Danio aesculapii is the source of this 7744-nucleotide messenger RNA. It is a transcript of the gene mypn, whose product is annotated as myopalladin. The record is from RefSeq and is a predicted model, not a curated record. Lineage: Eukaryota; Metazoa; Chordata; Actinopteri; Cypriniformes; Danionidae.